AUGUGUCGCAGAAAGUUCCGAAGUCAGAAUGUUGCUUUGUAUUGGCGGAGGCAGCAAUUCGGGCCUGUGCUUUUGCUUGUGCUUGUGCGACUUACACCUCCACCUCACCUUUCACUUCUCUGGCCCUCACUCACGAGUUCCUCUGGAUGGGGCACUUUAUUCGACCAAGGCUCACUGCCAGUUCCAUCAGUCUCUUCGCGGAAAUCUACCAUCCUCGUUCACGCAGGCGGCUACAACCCUCAGGUUGAGGCCGACAGAUGCUGGAAAUCCCGCAUUGGUUCUCCAGUCCUGAGUAAUUUUAUGACUGACAAGGUGGUGGUUCUGGUCAUGUCGACCAUAACUUCGCCAAGUGACUUUCGACCCCGCGAGCCAAUACUGCAAGCCACGCUGAGAAUCCCACUUGGCGUUGAAAAUCUCAUGCAUGAAAUAUCGGAAACUGAUUCAUGCCAGGAAGCCCAGGAUUUUGAUCUGCCAUGGGCCCUGUGGCUGGAGCGCAAGGCCUGCUUGACUGCUUGCCUGCUUUUGUCGGUGGCAGCAGGUCCACAACUUGUCAGAACCAAGCCGCAAUGCAUGGAGACCAGAGCAAUGCAUGGAGACUAG
Messenger RNA from Pseudocercospora fijiensis CIRAD86, 600 nucleotides. RefSeq lists its product as uncharacterized. The transcript has 6 exons. The record is from RefSeq and is a predicted model, not a curated record. Bases 1 to 600 code for a protein of 199 amino acids. Lineage: Eukaryota; Fungi; Ascomycota; Dothideomycetes; Mycosphaerellales; Mycosphaerellaceae.